Messenger RNA from Nothobranchius furzeri (turquoise killifish), 1044 nucleotides. RefSeq names its product zinc finger, AN1-type domain 1 (gene zfand1). Lineage: Eukaryota; Metazoa; Chordata; Actinopteri; Cyprinodontiformes; Nothobranchiidae. The record is from RefSeq and is a predicted model, not a curated record. Gene Ontology annotation, molecular function: zinc ion binding. Gene Ontology annotation, cellular component: cytoplasmic stress granule; cytoplasm. Gene Ontology annotation, biological process: cytoplasmic stress granule disassembly.
GCUAAUGAUCCAACUCGCUUCUUGCUAGCCGCCGUUAAACGUAAAAGAAGUUCACUUUUCUCGAACCACCAGACUAGCUAAUGGCUGAAGUAGACAUUGGGAGACAUUGUCAGGUUGAUUCCUGUAAUGUCAAAGAUUUUCUUCCAUUUGUUUGUGACUGCUGUAGUGGUGUUUAUUGUCUUGAGCACAGAAGUCGAGAGGCCCACUCGUGUGCACAGGAACCAGUGAAGAGAGAAUUGAGGACUACUGGUGGCAGCGUGAGUUAUUCCUGUUCUUUUGAAGGCUGCAAGGGAAAAGAACUGCUACCAGUUUUAUGUCCACAGUGUGAAAAACACUUCUGUUUGGCCCAUCGUCAUCAAGAUGAUCACAAGUGCGAAAAGUUGGAGGCCCAAAAGCCCCGGAUGGCAGCCACCAAAGAGCUAGUGCAAAAGAUUGUAGAGUCAAAAGCUGGAUCCAAAAGCAAAGGAUGCAAGGGAGCAAAGAACGCUGCCACUGCAGCCAAGGUAGCUCUGAUGAAACUGAAGCUGCAUGCUGUAGGAGAUAAAGGGCUGCCACAGACAGAAAGAACCUAUUUUCAGGUGUAUCUUCCAAAGGAAGCCAAAGAGCGCAGCCAGCCCAUGUUCUUUUCUUCCAAAUGGAGUGUUGGGAAAGUGGUGGAUCACGCAGCCUCUCUAGCCAGCCUGAAAAACAACAACAAUGUACUGACAGCAAAGAAGCUGCGUCUCUGCCAUCCCCAGACUGGUGAGGCUCUCAGGAUGGAUGACACCCUGCUCUCUCUGCUGGCUCACACAGAAUCUCCCCUGCAUAACGGGGGUAAUGUGAUCCUGGAGUACCUGGACAAUGAGAGCUCAGGCCUGGAGGAUGUUUCGGACUAUUUCACACAGACGUGACCAAUCAACAUAAUGGCUUUGUACAUUUAUGGAUCAGUUCUGUUUAUAGUUUUUUUUUUGUCAAAAUGCUUUAUUGAAACUGGUUUUACAUGCAAGACAAAUUGACAUAAUGAAUUGCCACAUGACCGAAAUGAAAAUAAAUAAAUAAAAAAGA